Molecule: messenger RNA, 2037 nt
Organism: Solea solea (common sole)
Lineage: Eukaryota; Metazoa; Chordata; Actinopteri; Pleuronectiformes; Soleidae
Gene: nkap
Product: NFKB activating protein
Exons: 8
Coding region: 209-1447 (412 amino acids)
Biological process (GO): regulation of gene expression
Cellular component (GO): nucleus
Molecular function (GO): chromatin binding
Source: RefSeq, a predicted model, not a curated record
GUAUUUUAACUUAAUCCACCAAGCGGAACUAAAGACGUGGUGAAGAUGACCCGGUUUGUGUUUGGAGACGGACAAUCGCUCUUGCCUGUGACGUACAUUAUCAAAGAGAAGACGCACGGGCGUCGUAUGUUAAUGUCCACAUUAAACUUACUCUAAAUACACUUAAAGUUUGACUUUGCGGUGUUUAAGUUUAAAGAAGUCGGUUGGGAUGCCUCUGUCUGAGCGGUCGAGCUCUGACGGCGGCCAUGGGCCUCGGAGUCCUCGGGCGCGGAGACAUCGGAGCCGCUCACGCAGCCGAAACCGCAGCGGUAGCCGCGAUCAAAGCCUGUCGCCGGACAGUUUUGGACCUAAACUCCCAAGGCCGCGGAACCGGGAAAAGGAACGAGAAGAACGGGAACAUCGAUUCCGGGAGGCCAGGAACAUAAGGCGGAUCCGAAUAGGAUCCCGGUCUCGGUCUAGGUCUCGGGACAGAGAGCGUCACAAUAAUUAUAACAACAACAUCUCAAACAACGGCCACAGCCACUGGUCUGAGCAGCGAGAUGUGCCCGGGAAACAUGGCAGCUUCAAAGAUGAUUAUUACUACGACCAGCAGCGGGACGACGCUCAGAGACAGAGACAGGAGGCCUUCAUCGCCAGGCGUCUUCAAGAGAGGGAGCGGAUCGGUGAGUGUGGUUGCCCCGAAGUUUGGGGAUAUUCACCAAGAGUAAAGGAACCAGAUUCUGAUGAAUUCACACCAGUUGAAGAAGAUGAGAAAAACAGCAGUUCAGAGUCCAGCUCAGAAGAAGAAAAGAAGAAGAAGAAGAAAAAGAAGAAGAAGAAAUCCAAGAAGAAGAAGAACAAAAAGCACAGUGAGGACAGUGAGCUGGAAUCAGAAUCAGAAGAAGAAAUCAAGAAAAAGAAGAAGAAAAACAAGAGCAAAAAGUCCAAGAAGUCCAAGAAGAAGAAGGCAAAGGCAAAGAAGAGUCGUAAGGAGUCGAGCGACUCUAGCAGUGAGGGAUCAGAGGAGGAAGAGGAGGAGGAUCCUAAUGGGGUCUUGUGGGUGGAGAAAACCGGCACGGAUGACAAUGUGGUCGGCCCCGAAGCUCCACUUACCGCCAUGUCCCAGGACGACAAGCCAUUGGAUUUUGGUCAUGCACUGUUGCCAGGUGAAGGUGCUGCUAUGGCAGAGUAUGUGAAAGCCGGCAAACGUAUCCCGAGAAGAGGAGAGAUCGGUCUCACCAGUGACGAAAUCGCAAACUUUGAGAAGUCUGGUUACGUGAUGAGCGGCAGCAGGCAUCGACGUAUGGAGGCUGUGCGUCUGAGAAAGGAAAACCAGAUCUACAGUGCAGAUGAAAAGAGAGCACUGGCGUCUUUCAACCAGGAAGAGAGAAGGAAGAGAGAGAGCAAGAUCCUAUCAAGCUUCAGGGACAUGGUGUACCGGAAAACCAAAGGCAAGGAGGAGAAGUGAACAUCACGUUCCCUGUUUGCUUUCUGUGGACACUGUUUGUCCUGUGACUCCUGGUGGUCACUGGAUUUUAACUGUAAAAUCAUGUGAAUAAUAAUUUUCCUUUUUGUUAAUAGGGAACAUAGAACCCUGAUAAGUUUUCAUCUUAUAUUUUUUACUUUGCUUUUAAAUUGACUGUACUUUGUUGCCAUUCUACAACAGUGGAUGCAAGUGUAGUAUUUCAGUUUAGGUGUAAGAUAUCUUAAAGAGGCAAAUAAAGAUGUGUUGCAAAAAAAAAUCUUUAUCUUUAAUUAGUUCUACAACUGUGCACCAACACUGUUGCAUUGUGGGUUGGAUCCUAGCACUGAUAACGUCAUUGUCAUUAAUAUAUCCAUUAUUAUGAUGAUCCUGAUUAUCUUCUGAGGAGAUUAGGUUUGUAGAAUUUGAUCAAAAAGUUUUUUUGUUUCUUUUAAGGUGAUUAUAAACCUUAUGAGAUAGGGAAGUGUCAUAACACUGCAUGAAAAUGAGGAGCCUCGGUUAAGAUUUGCACUCUCCGGAUGCUGUCUUUACUGUUUACCAUUGUCAACCAUAAGUAAAGCUUUUCAAAACCCGAA